Messenger RNA from Drosophila willistoni, 1353 nucleotides. It is a transcript of the gene lolal, whose product is annotated as longitudinals lacking protein-like. The record is from RefSeq and is a predicted model, not a curated record. The coding region runs from base 262 to 645 and encodes 127 amino acids. Gene Ontology annotation, cellular component: nucleus. Gene Ontology annotation, molecular function: protein binding. NCBI's taxonomy places the organism in Eukaryota, Metazoa, Arthropoda, Insecta, Diptera, Drosophilidae. Gene Ontology annotation, biological process: regulation of transcription by RNA polymerase II. The transcript is spliced from 4 exons.
UGGUGCUUAUGCUCAUCUCUAAUCUAAUCGUUUGGCGAGAGGAGAAAAAAGAAAGCAGCGUUCAGCGAAAGCAGAAGGUAACUAGAAGUGAUUAAAGCUACAAGUCUAAACAAUAACUACUCUUAAACUCUAAAGUAGUGGAAAACCCUUUCGGCCAAUUAUCAAAAUUAAACAUCGGCUUCCUGCCUGACUUGGCGUUUCUUUAACGUCCAUUACAAACAACAACUCCCCAGAAGAGGCAAACAAACAAAAAGCUUAUACAUGAUGUCGUCGGAUCAACAGUUCUUUUUAAAAUGGAACGAUUUUCAAACAAAUAUGGUGACCUCGUUCCGUCACUUGCGUGAUGAGAAGAGUUUCACAGAUGUAACACUCGCCUGUGAGGGCCAAACCUGCAAAGCCCACAAAAUGGUGCUAUCUGCCUGCAGUCCCUAUUUUAAGGCGCUUCUGGAGGAAAAUCCAUCAAAGCACCCGAUUAUUAUACUUAAGGACGUCUCCUAUAUACACCUCCAGGCUAUAUUAGAGUUCAUGUAUGCCGGCGAAGUGAAUGUAUCCCAAGAACAACUGCCAGCAUUUCUGAAGACCGCGGAUCGCCUUAAAGUGAAAGGCCUGGCAGAGACACCCAGUUCUAUAAAGCGGGAGGGUUGAUGAUGAGAUUUAUCAAAAUAACAAAUAAUUAACAAAGAAAGAAGAAAAAACAAAAACAUAAACAAAAAAAUCAACUUUAAGAAACUUAUAUGCAAACAACAAACAAAAAAAAAAAACAAAAUUCCAACCAGAGCAAAUGUGAAGAAGUUAAGGAUAAACAGAAACAAAACAAAACAUAAAAAACACAAUUUGACUUAAACAAAAACAAAAGGGAAAAGAGAAAGAUAUAAGUUCAACCUGUAAAGUUAUAUAAAAAAAAUGGUUACACAGCCGACGCCGACGCAUCUCUUCAACUACUCAAUUAAGACGACCCUUGAAAGAAAACACAAAAUGUUUUGCAAUUUAAUUUUCCUAAUAUUAAACCGUUUUAAUUUUCUGCAUAAAUAGUUUGUAAUAUAUUCUUAACAUAAAUACUAAAGAAAAACAAUCUGUAUAGAAAGAAGAGGGCAAAAGCUGUCGAUGGACUAAAUAACGAAAUACCCACAACAAAACAAGGAAACCCCACACCCAUCCCCCUCAACCCAAAAUCACUUUUGUAAAGUAAUUAAAAAAACAAAAACACAAACAAGAAUUCAUAUUCAUGAAAAAUAAUUAAAGAAAUAAAGAUAAUUAUAAAUAUAGUGUGAAAUGUGCAAGUAGAACUUUAAACAAAGAAGAUUAAACAAGAAAUGAGAGAGUAUCCGCUUGAGAAAUGGGCGAAAAAAUUAA